Molecule: messenger RNA, 2268 nt
Organism: Symbiodinium sp. CCMP2456
Lineage: Eukaryota; Dinophyceae; Suessiales; Symbiodiniaceae
Source: the annotation of a GenBank genome assembly
AUGUCAGCGUACACCAAAGGGGAGUAUGAGCAGCUAGACGCAGCCUCUGGCAGAGGUGUCGAUUCACCGGAAGUGCCAAUGCGGCGCUUUUACGAAGUCUGCAUGGUGUUCCAGCACAAGACGGACAAAAGAUUUGCGUUUGACGAGCAAGAAAACGAGUUCCACCGGGCUCUGCCACCUGCCUCGCCAGAGGAUCAUACGAAGAUGCAGAUGUGGAAGCAACAUCGGGAAUCUAUCUUAAAGACGCUGCAGAACUGCGGCCUCAACCUGUACUGCUUCUACAGCAGAGAUAGAGAUCAAAUCUUGGUGAAGAUCGGAGCUGGUGCGCAGAAGCUUCGAGACACCGCUGCAAGGAAGCGAUACAAGCUUCAGCUUAAGAAGGAGUAUCUGAGUGCCUUUGCCGAGUUCCGGCACGACCAUCCGGGCAGGCCGGAGUUCCGCUUCGCCGACCGGCGUAUCAUCUCACACAUUUACCAAACACACACCGAGGACAAUCUGGACGGCAGCGGCAUCUUCAAGACGGUCGACAAGAUCCAGCUGAUCUCCCACAUCAUCCAAUCCAAGGACAAAGACUGUGCAGGCAUCAAUGUAGCGAAGCUCUUGCACCAGAAAGAGGUAAAGGCUUUCUUCCCAUUGCAUGAACAGUCUGUCAUGGACAAGAUCAAGUCGCUCCAGUUCAAAUGGUUCUGGCCUGACGAAGAGCAUGCAAACCGGCUGCGGGACUACUUCGGUGACAAGAUCACCUUCUACUUCUUGUGGAUGGCCUUCUAUGUGAAGUGGCUCUCGCCGCUGGCGUGCCUAGGCCUUUUCCUUCAAUUCAUUGACUGGUGUGCACGGACGCCCGACAAUGUGACGGCGAUCCCUUUUUGCGUACUGAUGAGUAUUUGGUCCCUGUGUCUACCACACUUCUGGCGCCGGCAAGAGGCCAAGUGUGCCAUCAGCUGGGGAUCCAUGGAUCUGGUCGAGCAGCUUGAGCCCCACCGGCCAGAGCACACGGGAGAACAGCUCAUCAACCCUGUGACUUCGCAGGCAGAGCCACACUAUCCGCUUUCCAAGCGCAUCUUCAAUUACCUGGUGAGUGCUGCAGCGAUGGCCGUCGCAGCGUGUGUCUGCAUGCUUUGCAUUCUCAUUCUCCUCUUCAUUCGCCACAACAUCAAGAACGAAGUGCAUCAUCGCAUCAUUCUGUUCCAGUUCGGCAUUGCUGCCUAUGUAGAGACCACCAACUUCUUGCUGGAUGUGCUUGCAACAUUUCUCACGAACUAUGAGAACCAUCGGACGCAAACGGAGUAUGAAACAGCUCUCCUUUGCAAGGGCAUGAUGCUCAAGUUCGUGAACUCCUUCUUUGCGCUCUACUAUGUGGCUUUCUUCAAAGAGCAUCAGACGCUCUUCAGUGAGCCCAUGGAGUGCCUCAGAGAUCAGUGCUUCCUGGACAUACAAGCGCAGCUGGGAAUCUUCGUGCUGUUCCGGCUGUUUGUUUCCAACGUGUUUGAGCACUUCUUUCCGAAAAUUCGUCUUUGGUUUCGGAGUUUGUCUUCGUACGACAAGAUGACUUUCGAGAAUUUCUACCAUGGCCAAGUCCUAGAGUUGGCGGAAAUGUCGGCCACGGAGCAGCAGGCAAAGAAGGAAAAGCACCGCAACUUCGAUCAGUUUGACGAGAUGCUUCUGACGCACGGUUAUGCCACACUGUUUGCAGUCACGUCCCCUUGGGUCUGCACUGCAACACUGUUGGCUGUCCUCGUGGAGAUUUGGGUUGACAUGAGAAGUCUUCUGGACAGCAGACAGCGUCCUUUCCCAACCCAGGCAAGGAACAAUGAGCCGUGGGGCACUGCCUUCGAAAUCUAUGGAGUAAUGGCAGCUCUGACAAACGUGCUGUUGCUGAUCUUCACGUCCUCGCAAUACUCUAGUUGGACGAUCACGGAGAAGAUCGUCUUCUUCUUCUUCCUGGAGCACUUGAUCUUUGGUGCAAGGUUGUUCGUUCAGGUCAUUUUCCCCCAGGUGCCGCAGGCAGUGGAGGUGUUGUCCCUGAAACAGGACAGUGUUGUCCACCGGUGUUUGGAAGGCAUCAAGGUAGAAAGCAACACAGACUUCAGCCUCUUUCGGGAAAGCCGUGUGCAGGAGGAUGUGCAGGUAUUUGGAUAUGACCUUCUCGAGACGGAUGAGGCAGAUUUGACCUUAUCAUUGAGAGACAGUGGCAAGUCCAUGUACCAGGGGGUGAUCGACGAGGUUGGCACACUACGUGUCAACAUCGGCAUGCCAGUCAGCAAGUGA